GCCCGGCCGCGUCUCUAGUCUCCGGCGCCCCUCGCCGCUCCGUCCCGGCUGUGGCUUCUCUCCGAAGCGGCCGGGGCAGGAUCCCGCCAUCCAACCUCGGGAUCCCAGGAGCAGCGUUUCCCCUAGAGCGAGGCGCGAGGCGACUCGUGCCCCGCCGCCCCUGACCGCCGGGGGGUGCCCCAGGGACGCGUCGCCACCAAGAGAAGCAGGAAGAGGGACCAUGCGGCGGCUGACUCGCCGCUUGGCAUUGCCCAUCUUUGGGGUGCUAUGGAUCACUGUGCUGCUGUUCUUCUGGGUCACCAAGAGGAAGUUGGAGGUGCCGCUGGGACCCGAAGUGCAGACCCCCAAGCCUUCUGAUGCGGACUGGGAUGACCUGUGGGAACAGUUUGAUGAGCGGCGGUAUCUGAAUGCCAAAAAGUGGCGUGUCGGUGAUGAUCCCUACAAGCUGUACGCUUUCAACCAGCGAGAGAGCGAGCGGAUAUCCAGCAAUCGGGCUGUCCCAGACACGCGCCAUAAGAGAUGUUCACUGCUUGUGUAUUGCACGGACCUUCCUCCCACCAGCAUCAUCAUCACCUUCCACAACGAGGCGCGCUCCACUCUGCUCAGAACCAUCCGCAGUGUGUUAAACCGCACCCCUAUGCAUCUGAUCCAGGAAAUCAUAUUAGUGGAUGACUUCAGCAAUGACCCCGAGGACUGCAAGCAGCUCAUCAAACUGCCCAAGGUGAAGUGCUUGCGCAACAGUGAACGGCAAGGCCUGGUCCGGUCCCGGAUGCGGGGUGUUGACAUUGCCCAAGGCACCACUCUGACCUUCCUGGACAGCCACUGUGAGGUGAACAGGGAUUGGCUGCAGCCCCUGUUACACAGGGUCAAAGAGGACUACACAAGGGUUGUGUGCCCUGUGAUUGACAUCAUUAACCUGGACACCUUCAACUAUAUUGAGUCUGCCUCAGAGCUCAGAGGGGGCUUUGACUGGAGCCUGCACUUCCAGUGGGAGCAGCUCUCCCUGGAGCAGAGAGCUUUGCGCCUAGACCCUACUGAGCCCAUCCGGACUCCAAUCAUAGCCGGAGGGCUCUUCGUGAUUGACAAAGCCUGGUUCGAUUACCUGGGUAAAUAUGAUGUUGACAUGGACAUCUGGGGUGGGGAGAACUUUGAAAUCUCUUUCCGAGUGUGGAUGUGUGGAGGUGGCCUGGAGAUUAUCCCCUGCAGCCGGGUGGGGCAUGUCUUCAGGAAAAAGCAUCCUUACGUUUUCCCUGAUGGAAACGCCAACACUUAUAUAAAGAACACCAAGAGGACAGCUGAAGUAUGGAUGGAUGAAUACAAGCAGUACUACUAUGCAGCCCGGCCUUUUGCCCUGGAGAGACCCUUUGGGAACAUUGAGAACAGACUGAACCUGAGGAAGAGUCUGCACUGCCAGACUUUCAAGUGGUACCUGGAGAAUGUCUACCCAGAACUCAGAAUCCCGCCAGACUCCUCUAUCCAGAAGGGCAAUAUCCGGCAGCGGCAGAAGUGCCUUGAGUCUCAAAAGCAGAAAAACCAAGAGACUCCGCACCUCAGGCUAAGCCCCUGUGCCAAGGUCAAAGGAGAUGGAGCAAAAUCUCAGGUGUGGGCCUUCACAUACACCCAGCAGAUCAUCCAGGAAGAAUUGUGCCUGUCUGUGGUCACCCUGUUUCCUGGUGCCCCGGUGGUUCUUGUUCUAUGCAAGAAUGGGGAUGAAAGGCAGCAAUGGACCAAGACUGGUGCCCGCAUUGAGCACAUAGCAUCUCACCUCUGUCUGGAUACAGACAUGUUCGGUGACAGCACAGAGGAUGGCAAGGAGGUCGUUGUCAACCCUUGUGAGUCAUCACUCAUGAGCCAGCACUGGGACAUUGUGAGCUCAUGAAGACGCUGGGUGCAUUCAGCUGUGGUAUUCACCACACUUCUCUGGACCAAACCAAACUUGAACCCAGGCUGUGAACAGCUCAUGACUACACCAGAUGCCCUCGACUGGAGGUAGAGCAAUGUGGCCCCCCAGGACAGGAGCAACUGUCUCAGGGAAGAUGGAGGGAAAGGUCACAAAGCAGCAGGGCCCAGGACACCCUCUUGUGUGCAAUACUAUGAAGGUCCAGUCCUGACCAGGUUUUCUGAUUGGGACCAGGAGAUGGAGAUCCGAUGGGAAGUGUUUGUUGUACCCUUUCUUACAAAACAAGGCACGUUAUGUUAUGGAGCCUGGAAAGAAAAGCUGUCCUUGUCACUGUGCCAGGACUACAUGGAGAGAUGCAGGAUAGAGAUGGUUUUCAGAACAAAUAAAGCUAACCUUGGGAGUUGUCUUCGAUAACUCAUGCUGCUUCUUCAGCUAGCUCAGCACCUAACCUGAGCUCCCCUCUGAAUGAGGGUGGGGCAUCUUGUGGUAGAAUGGAUAAAGAAGACAGGAAGAUGGAAACCUUGUGCCCUUAUCCUGGGUUGCCACCUACAAGCUAUGUGAUCUUAAAAAAGAUACUUCAAGGGGCUGGCAGGAUGGCUCAGUGGGUAAAAGUGUUUGCCACUGAGCCUGAUGACCCGAGGUUGAUCUCUCAAGCUGAUGUGGUGGAGGGAGAGAACUGACUCUUACAACUUGUCCUGAGAGAGAGAGAGAGAGAGAGAGAGAGAGAGAGGCAUGCAGGCCCACAUUCAUAGUACCACACACACAAAACAAGUAAAAAAAAGUUCUAAUUUUUAAGACACUUUGGACCUGGGAAGAUGCACAUAUUUUGCAAAGGGCUUGGCUAGCAAAGUUGAGUUUCAAACUCAAAACCCAUAUUAAAAAAAAAAAAAAGAUAAGUAUGGCAAACUCUUGUAAUCCCAGAAGUAGAGGGGCAGAAUGGGGUGAAUCCCUAGGGCUUGUCAAUUAGUCAGCCAGCCUAAUCUACUUAACAUGGUCUAGGCCAUCGAGAGAAAUUGUCUCAAAAAAAAAAAAAAAAAAAAAGAUAGACAGUACUUGAGGAAAAGCAUCCAACAUUGGCUUUUAACCUCCAUUUGCAUGUGUACAUAUACAGGUACACGUGCUAUACCUGCACACACUACACUUACAACACACAUACACUUUACUUACAUAUGCACACACCUCACACACACACACACAAUACACUUACCUACACACACAAGGCACUUCACUUAUUUGGCCCACCACUUCUUAUUAUGUUACAUCAUGAGACCAGAUGGCUGCUAGUAACUCUUAGCAGGCUCUGGGUUCCUGUGGAGAUCCUGAUCUGGUAGAUCUCCCAUGGAGUUCAAUCUCCUUGGCCAAUUCUGAUGUCUCUGCUUGUUCAAAAUAUUGUCAUAGAAUAUCUGUCCAUAAAGACCCUUACAGCCUAUAGCCCCUUAGCAUAGGAAUUUCCUACUAGAAUACAAACCAUUACCUGGUGUCUUCUGGGAUUGGUUAGAGGAGCUAUCCAUUCUAAGUAAUGAGGUCUUAAGAAACAAGCCAUGUUAUGUAAAGGUUUCUCACAGACACAUGCCCAUUUGCUGUUAGUAACUGUUAGCUGUUGCUGCAUAAGAAAUGACAACUUAAGCAACACACAUUUAUUGUCUCAUAGUUGGUGUGGGUCAGGAGUCCAUUAGCUGGAGUGGCAGUCGUGCUUAGUGGUGGGGUUGGCUCUGACUGUUUAAGUUCAUUCUGCAUGGGCCCCUCUCUCCCAGAGAUAUAUAUCAGAUAUAGCAGAGCACUUCCCAGAAAACUGGGAAAGUGGGGAGUGGGGAGAUGGGAUACCAGUGAGAUGGACAUCCUGUCCCUUUGCCACCAAAUGGUUCAAGCCUUCUCCCAUCAUGUGUUACAGUGUUUGCUCCACUUGACAGAAGCAGUCAGCAGGUGUAGCCCCUACUCAAAGCGAGGUCAAUUAAGAGUCAAGGACAAGGGGUGAUCAGAUCUAUCUAAGCCCAUCUUCCCCAGCGAUUGUUGGAUCCUAAGCAAGUAUCUGUUCUCUUUGAUCCUGGAGGUUAUCAAGCUUCCAUACAGUCUGCUACUGCAGAGUGCUGCAGCCUUGGAAACUUGAGGGUUGACAUGCCGAGACCAGCAUCUCUUCUGGCGGUUGUAUUUCUGUAUGCACUCGUAGCACCUGCUCUGUGUUAGGACUAAGCCCUCUUCUGAGCCAAAGAAGAGGAGAUGAGAAAUGAAAUGAAGCUGAUGAGAAGAAGCUAUGCCUUAAGCUAUGUGUUCACAAGGCUUAAAGCAGCACCUCAGAGAGGAAAGACAGAAGGAAUGGUUAGCAGGAAUCAGACCAGAUUUCCGACGCUGGUGAAGCAGGCACUGUUCUAGGUCACUAAAGAAGCCUACCUUUCUCCUCUAUUUUUGUGACUGUCUUUGAGUUCUCUGGUGGCAACAAAGUCUUUCUUGCUCUUUUUUUUAUCCAAUGGUACUGGGAUAGAUACACCAAGUACUCAGUAGACAAUUUAUAAGUAGGAGGUUGACAAAUCAUUCCUUGUUCACAAUAAAAUGAGUUUACUUAUGUAUGACUACUGCCAUACAAUUACAGAAAGCAGGGGGCGGGGCUUGCAUCUCUGGCAAAGUCAGAGGACCUGAGGAGAGGAGCCUGGGUGACACACACGUACAUUAUGUCCCAGGGCCACUUUUCUUCUCUUGUUGUGGGAGGGAAAAAAAAAAAACAUUACUAGCAUUUAGCUUCCUCCUGACAUUCCUCUAACCAGGGAGAAGACUUGGAAUUGACGAUGAAGAGUCACAUUGAAGGGUGUGGAAAGUACCCUGCUAAUGGAAUACAGGUGGCUCUGGUGUGAACUGCAUGCUGGGUAUGUUCCUAAAGGCCCCAGUAGUGAAAAAAUGGAGACAAGCCAUUGUUGAUGCAGAUAGGAACCACUCCGACUCUGCAGGAUAGCUAAAGUGCUCUCUGCUGUUCUCAGGCUGAUGCAAAGAGAGAAAGAGUUGUGAUUUAAAAGUAAUCAGGGCUACAGUGGUGAAUGUCUGUAAAUGCAAAACAAGGCUGACAUCUCAGAGAUGGCCGUGGCCUACGAGUGCACAGCACAACAGGAAUAGCCAGGCACUUGUGUGGAUGUUAUCACUAGAUUUGGAUACCAAACUCUAGUAGCCUGAAGUAACUCACUUGGUAGGCAAUCCGGAGCUAUGACUGAACAUUUGUUUUUCUAUGAGAACGGAGAAGGUCUCUUGAAGAUCUUGAGGUCUCACAUGAUUCAGACGCCAAACAAUGCUUAGAAAAUCCCCUCCCUGGGGCUGUCUGACCCCUUGCCUGUUGUCAGGCAAGGAGUCAGUAGGAACCCUGUCCCUCAUGGUCCCUUUUGCCUAAUAGAAGAUUAUGGGCUUCUUUCAGAGUU
Molecule: messenger RNA, 5298 nt
Organism: Apodemus sylvaticus (European woodmouse)
Lineage: Eukaryota; Metazoa; Chordata; Mammalia; Rodentia; Muridae
Gene: Galnt14
Product: polypeptide N-acetylgalactosaminyltransferase 14
Exons: 15
Coding region: 221-1879 (552 amino acids)
Cellular component (GO): Golgi apparatus
Source: RefSeq, a predicted model, not a curated record